GGCGCCGGCAAGAGAGCUCAGCGCAGCGCAGCGGCGGCAGGAGCCGGGGAGCGCGCCGAGCGGACCAUGGGCAAGUCAGCUUCCAAGCAGUUUAAUAAUGAGGUCCUGAAGGCCCACAACGAGUACCGGCGGCAGCACGGUGUCCCCCCACUGAAGCUCUGCAAGAAACUUAACCGGGAGGCUCAGCAGUAUUCGGAGGCCCUGGCCAGCACGAGGAUCCUCAAGCACAGCCCGGAGUCCAGUCGUGGCCAGUGCGGAGAGAACCUGGCAUGGGCCUCCUACGAUCAGACAGGAAAGGAGGUGGCUGAUCGAUGGUACAGUGAAAUCAAGAACUACAACUUCCAGCAGCCUGGCUUCACCUCUGGGACUGGACACUUCACAGCCAUGGUGUGGAAGAAUACGAAGAAGAUGGGAGUGGGGAAGGCAUCCGCAAGCGAUGGGUCUUCCUUCGUGGUGGCCCGAUACUUCCCUGCAGGGAAUGUCGUCAACCAGGGCUUCUUUGAAGAAAAUGUCCUGCCUCCAAGGAAGUAAUUCAUUAAAUGGAAUGGGAACGUGGCAGACUUAACAUGGAUACGAAGUGCCUAGAACAACAAAAACUCAGCUGCAUGUCUGUCCCUGUGGGUGUAUGUGCUUGUGUGGGGGAUGCUUUUGAGUGUCUCUUGCACAUACACUUGGAUAUACAGUUCUGUACGAACUUAUUCUUAUCGAAAGAAAUGAGCCUAUUGAAAGCCUUUACCCUGAUGGUUACUUAGACCACAAUUAUUUGGACUUAGGGGGAAAACAAAAAAUCAAUUUUAAAACUUUUUUUUUUUUCUAAGCGAACUUCUUUUGUACAUUUCUUAUAAUAUCCAUCCCUGGUCUUUUUCUAAUUCCAAAUGUUUGUGAUGCUUCAAGGUGAAGUUCAUUUUAUGGGAUCUUCAUGCAUUGUAAUCUACUUCUGGUAGAUAUUUAAGAUUAUUAAACCCUCAUCUAAAUGUAACAUAAAACCGCUUUAAACACAUAAAUAUAAAGCAGCUUCCAUUGGAAACAUGGGACAGGCAGGAACUGCCUUUCACAGAAUAAUCGAGAUUUCUCAGUUUUAAGACAUGAUGUCAUCUGCAUGCCUCCUGGAAUUCUCUGAGGGGAAUGCCAAAGAACAAAUGGAGAGAAAAGUUUCACUUCCUUGCAUUUUCUCCCUUUAAAUAGCAAAGUACCACUACUCACCACCACCCUUGUCCCCCUCCCACCUUUUCUCUUAAAAUCCUCUGGCAUCUCAGAGCUCCAUAUGUGCCUCCCGGUUCCUGGGGCCUCGGGUCA
Enhydra lutris kenyoni (northern sea otter) is the source of this 1296-nucleotide messenger RNA. Its product is annotated as GLI pathogenesis related 2. The coding region runs from base 67 to 531 and encodes 154 amino acids. Gene Ontology annotation, cellular component: extracellular region. The transcript is spliced from 5 exons. NCBI's taxonomy places the organism in Eukaryota, Metazoa, Chordata, Mammalia, Carnivora, Mustelidae. The record is from RefSeq and is a predicted model, not a curated record.